AUGAGCAGGUUACCUCCAGGUCUCCGCUUCUACCCCACGGAAGUAGAGCUGGUGACGUUCUACCUGCGGAACAAGCUGGCAGACCGGAGCCCGGAGAUAGAUCGCUUCAUCCCCGCUGUGGACGUUUACAGUUUUCAUCCCAUGGAGCUUCCUCGUGAGCAUCUCCUCCGGCUCUUUGCUCUUCUCUUGCUCACCACGGCUACACGUAAACAGUUGCAAUCCCCAGCGGUCCGCACAUCUUCUCUCUGUGAAGAUGAAAGGGUGCAAAUUGAAGUAAAAUAGAGGAAUUAGGUUUCUUCAGCGACUGACCAUGGAGAAACUGAUGGAGGAUAAGAAGUAUUAUAGAGGCCGAAACACCCAAUUUAUAACGUUAACUAGAAAUUUAGCUGUUUUGAGUACACAAGAACUUGGAUAGCUUACAUACCCCUUCCCGGCCUCUCACUCCAGCGUUACAAUGAGUUUGGAAAGAUCUAAAGUCACCCUUGUGGAUAGCAGUGAUUCCUCCUAAGCAACUGCAUCGAUUCGUGUUAUAUUUAUCUUCCUGCCUUCCAGAUCCCAUGUUAAAUAAUGGUCAUAUCUCAUAUCGUGCCCACUUUCUACCUUUCAUACUUGACUCCAUCUUAAGCGGCCAUGUGAUUCCUCGUGCAGCGAUCUCCGGAGAAGCAUCGAUCGGGGACCCGGAGCAGUGGUUCUUCUUCUGCCCUAGACAGGAGAGGGAGGCCCAGGGCGGGAGACCAACCCGCACCACUCGAUAUGGCUACUGGAAGGCCACCGGCUCCCCCACACAAGUGAUCCAUGAGGGCCGCCCUGUCGGCAGACGGACGACUAUGGUCUUCUACGAAGGAAGACCUCAAAGUGGACGCAAAACCUCCUGGAAAAUGAACGAGUAUACCGCAUACGAUGAGACGUCAGCUCCUGGUGCAACUCAAAGGGUGAAGUCCUACACCUUCACCUGGGAGGGGGAAGAGGGGCUAUAGUAGGGACCUUGUUGCAGCCCUCAUACUCUAUUGUUUUGUUUGAAUAACCUGCUUCAAUUAUCGUUUCAGGUGCGAAGGGAGUUCUGCCUAUGCCGAUUGUACAAGAAGACCGAGGGGCAGAGGUCGUUCGACCGGAGGCCCACCGUAGCGGCGCUCUCCAAGGAAGCCGGAGACAUGAACAUUGGCGUCUCCAAUACCCCUGCCGUCGGGAACCUGACAAGAACUGCGGCAGAAGAGGAGCUCUAUACUUCGUUUCCAAACGAGCAAGAACAAGCCUGGGCAGGGAUCCACGAUAUCACGGACGAAGAGUGGGACUUGAGUCUUUUGUUGGGAACCGAUCAUGAGUCCUGA
Spirodela intermedia is the source of this 1328-nucleotide messenger RNA. The record is from the annotation of a GenBank genome assembly. NCBI's taxonomy places the organism in Eukaryota, Viridiplantae, Streptophyta, Magnoliopsida, Alismatales, Araceae.